This is a messenger RNA of Cyclopterus lumpus (lumpfish), 2637 nucleotides long. RefSeq names its product torsin family 2, member A (gene tor2a). The record is from RefSeq and is a predicted model, not a curated record. The transcript is spliced from 5 exons. The coding region runs from base 85 to 1014 and encodes 309 amino acids. Gene Ontology annotation, molecular function: ATP hydrolysis activity; ATP binding. Lineage: Eukaryota; Metazoa; Chordata; Actinopteri; Perciformes; Cyclopteridae. Gene Ontology annotation, cellular component: nuclear envelope; endoplasmic reticulum lumen.
GGUACGCGGAAAGACUACAAGCGGACCGGUUGCGGUUGUGGAGAAAGUUCUUCCGGUUUCUCUGCGUGCCAGCAGGCCGCCGAGAUGUUAGCCGUGCUGUCCGUGCUGUGUCUCUGUAGUCCGGUCCGCGGAGUCUUCCAGAAGCUUUACUGCAGCAUCUCAGACAGCUGCGACUGCGACUUCAAGCCGAACAUCAGAGACCUGGAGUGGGACCUCUAUAAGAAUGUGUACGGGCAACACCUGGCCCAGGACAUCGUGUCGGAGGAGGUGGCGAGGUUCCUUCAGAAUAAGAGCCCCGAGCGGCCCCUGGUGCUGUCCUUCCACGGCUCCUCGGGGACGGGGAAGACGCUGGUCGGCUCCAUGCUGGGAAACCACCUGUACGGCUCGGCCAUGAGCAGCCCGUACGUGCACACCUUCGUCCCCGCGCUGCACUUCCCCUCCCCCGACCGGGUCAAGCAGUACCGGGAGGAGCUGAAGAGGUGGGUUCUGGGUAACCUGACGGCGUGCGCUCGCUCCGUCUUCUUGUUCGAGGAGAUGGAGAAGAUGCCUCCGGGCGUCAUCGACAUAUUGGAGCCCUUCCUGGGUCCCUCGCACGUCGUGUUUCGCACCAACUACCGCAAGGCCAUCUACGUCUUCAUCGGCACCACAGGAGAGGAGGUGAUCAACAGGAAGGUUCUGGAGAGCCGGCUGGCCGGACGCGACCGCGAGGAGAUCCGGUCGGACGACUUCCAGGACGCCAUCGCACGGGCGGCGUACAACAGCUCAGCCAGCGGCUUCUUCCGCUCCGCCGUCAUCCGGCAGAAGCUGGUCGCUCGCUUCGUGCCCUUCCUGCCGCUGAACCGGCGCCACGUGGAGCGCUGCGCCCGCUCGCAGCUCUGCCAGCGCGGCUGCUGCGGCCGCGGCGACGUGGUGGAGGCGGUGGGCGGAGACAUGACCUACGCCCCCGUCCCGGGACACUACUUCUCCACCACCGGCUGCAAGGCCGUCCCCGCCAAAAUAAACCUCUUCCUGUGAGCCGAAGGGGGGGGGGGGGGGGGGGGGGGGGGGGGGACGCUCACCAGCUGCGCUCACCAGCUGCGCUCACCAGCUGCGCUCAGGGGGGGAAUUGAACUCGCAGCUUUGUGCCGUCACUGCAGAGGUUCCCUGAAAGCAUCGUGGGUGCGAACCAGGAGCCGCGUGUCGCUCCGCCUUCUCCUCCCUUUAAUUUAUGAACUCUGGAGUCGGUACGUUCAUAUUUCAGUAUUUAUUCAGUUAUUAUUGAUCUUUUUGCUCCGCGGCCACCCAUCAGUCACACUGGUCUUCUCCCAGUUCACCCACAGCUGGAGGUCCGCCGCCUCUUUUCUCAACAUGCACAUUCUUUUUAUUUUGAGAGUUCGACUACAAAGGGAUUGAAAUGUUAAAAAAAAAUGUUUUGUUGAUUUACGUCUGAAUGUGGGUGAAAACAAUGCUAAUGUUUUGUUUGUUAAAAUGUGUGUUUGAGCUGGUUAAUGAGGCAGGAAGUCACUCAACAACUAAGAAUCUAGAAGUGGGAUCUAAUCAGAUUUUUAAGCGCGAUGUUUUCAUCAUCAUCACAGAACUAAAUUGAAUGAAUAUCAUUUAAUUAAAUGAUAUCUGCAAACGCAUAUCCUGGAAUAAGAGCCUAAUUAUCGUUCAAAUAUCCUCUUCACUCCUCAGCACAACAACAUGUUGUACAUACUAAAACAUGCACAACGUCCACAAGUAUUCAUCUUCCAGGAGGCUGCUUUUUUAUUUUUAAAUGAAUUUGAGUUUUAGUGCACCGUCCUGCCACCAGGGGGCAGUAAAGCCUUUAAAGUAAAGUUCACCUUUUUGUUAUUCAGUUGAGCUCUGUAAAAGUAUUUUGUGUCUUUUUAAUGUAAAUUGUGUUGUAAAGAUGUUUCUUGUGUAAACACACGCAAAGUGCACUUUAACUCUGUGGGCGAGGAAAUGGACCUGCAGCCUCUGUGAAGGCGGACUGCGCCCAGAAGUCAGUGAACGCCACGCGGACACACUUUGAAUUCUGAGUUUGAAUUGUUGACGACUCGUGAAUAGACGAGACAAUAAAAAUCACAAUUAACUGAACUGGUGGUGCAGCAGCAGGUGGAUCAUCCAGGUGGAGCGUCCAGGUGGAGCAUCCAGGUGGAGCGUCCAGGUGGAGCGUCCAGGUGGAUCGUCCAGGUGGAGUGUCCAGGUGGAGCAUCCAGGUGGAGCGUCCAGGUGGAGCAUCCAGGUGGAUCAUCCAGGUGGAGCGUCCAGGUGGAGCGUCCAGGUGGAUCAUCCAGGUGGAGCGUCCAGGUGGAUCAUCCAGGUGGAGCGUCCAGGUGGAUCAUCCAGGUGGAGCGUCCAGGUGGAUCAUCCAGGUGGAGCGUCCAGGUGGAGCGUCCAGGUGUUACUGGUGACGCGGCCUUCCUUGUUUAAGCCACACCGACCGCCUUCAGACGUGUUUCUAUUGUUUGUGUCUUCCAUUGUUCUUUGAACCACUAAGUUUCAGGUCUCAGCCUCUGAAGCUGGAGCCUGAAGCCAAAAUACAACUUCUGUACGAAUAUAAUGAAGGAAAAUGAAAUGUAAACGAACAACAACACUGUUGUGUUCUCUUUGAGAGAAAAGAAAAAGUCCAUUAAAUUGACAUUUUUCCAGUGA